Helianthus annuus (common sunflower) is the source of this 1745-nucleotide messenger RNA. Its product is annotated as putative serine/threonine-protein kinase. Gene Ontology annotation, biological process: protein phosphorylation. Gene Ontology annotation, molecular function: protein kinase activity; ATP binding. Bases 366 to 1454 code for a protein of 362 amino acids. NCBI's taxonomy places the organism in Eukaryota, Viridiplantae, Streptophyta, Magnoliopsida, Asterales, Asteraceae. The transcript is spliced from 8 exons. The record is from RefSeq and is a predicted model, not a curated record.
CUAACUAACCCACCGUGUGACUCUUUCUCCCACGCGCUCUAUAUCUAACGGCAAUCAAAUUAUUUAUAAAUUUGAACCAACAAUUCUGGAAUUUUGAAUUUUCUUCCAUCAAUCGAUCAAAUUCACUCAAUCGCACACGUUAAUCUGAACAAAGUCAACUUCAAAUUCACUAGAUGAUCGUUUGAUUUCCGAUCAUCAUCGUUGUUCGAUCGUAAUUUCAGUAUGUUUCGGCUAAUUCAUGCAUAAAAAAGGUUUGAUGUUCGUUUGAUUUUCAAUCAUCGUUGACUCAUUGUUCGUUCGUAAUUUCAGUAUGUUUCGGCCAAUUCGUGCAUAAAAGGUUGAGCUUCAAUUUAAAUCCAACAGACAUGAGUUGUAGGUGCUUCGGUUCACGUGUGCAAAAGAAAGAGACGAGUAGUCAUAGAGAAUUGGAAGGUUAUUCUCUUGAUAACAUAAGGAAUUUUUCAUAUAAAGAAUUACAGCUAGCAACACAUAACUUUGACCGAAGUACCAAGAUAGGGCGAGGAGGUUUUGGAGUGGUUUACAAGGGAAUCCUCAAAGAUGGAACACAAGUAGCAGUAAAGACACUUUGUGCUGAAUCAAAGCAGGGGGUUCGUGAAUUUUUAGCAGAAAUCAAUACGAUAUCAAAUGUCAGACAUCGAAACCUCGUUGAGUUAAUUGGAUGUUGUGUCGAAGGAACUCAUCGUAUUCUAGUCUAUGAAUUUGUAGAAAAUAACAGCCUUGACCAUGCAAUAUUAGGUAAAAAAAGUAAUGCUAUAGAGCUCAACUGGGAAAAAAGAUCUAAAAUUUGCAUUGGUACAGCACGGGGACUUGCAUAUCUACAUGAAGAACUGAAGCCACAUAUUGUGCAUAGAGAUAUUAAAGCUAGUAACAUACUUCUUGACAAGAAUUUCGCUCCAAAAAUUGGAGAUUUUGGAUUGGCAAAACUUUUCCCUGAUAGCAUCACUCAUAUAAGCACAAAACUAGCAGGAACAACUGGUUAUUUGGCCCCUGAAUAUGUAUUGGGUGGUCAGUUAACAUUGAAAGCUGAUGUUUAUAGCUUCGGGGUGCUGGUUCUUGAGACAAUAAGUGGCAAAAGUAGCUCAUUAUCAAGCUGGGGUACAACUCAGAAAGUUCUAUUGGAAUGGGCAUGGGAGCUCUACCAAGAGGGCAAACUUCUAGAACUCGUGGACCACGAUCUUAAAACAUAUCCUAAGGAUGAUGUCACCAAGUACAUAAAAGUAGCCUUUUUUUGUACUCAAGCAACCGCAAACCGAAGGCCAAGUAUGAGCCAAGUUGUCGAGAUGCUGUCAAGAAACGUCAAACUUAACGAAAAAGAACUCACACCACCAGGAUUUUACCAGGAUUCUAACGAAAACAAGAAAGCAUCGGAUGCUUCCACGAGCCACCAAAUAAGUUCUUUCCCGCCCACAAUCACAGAAGUAACGCCUAGAUGAAUUCAACAUGAUGGAUUGUUUCUAUAGGAUUCUAGUAUACUAUAUGUACUGCUUAACGGUACAAAGAUAAUAGUUGGUACUAUUUAUAAGCUGAAUGCAUAUAGAGUAAUAGAAGUUAGUUAAGACGGGAUAACUGUCAUUUGCGACCGAUGGUCAGGCAAACCCGGAGGUGGUUGGCAUAGAGAUCUAGAUUCGGGACAUUGAAUUAUUUAGGGAGAUUUGAGUUGAUUAUGGUAACAUUUUGUGUAAAGACAUUGGGAUUUUAUGGUAUAGACAAGAUUUAUUAUUUUC